GUAACAAUUGAUAUCGGAUUAUCAGCCUAUCAAAAUGCGCGAAAAUAUUAUACGGAGAAGAAAGCUGCAAUGGAGAAACAGCGUAAAACUGUGUCUGCUUCGACAAAAGUGCUGAAAACGGCACAACUGAAAACAAAAGAAACCGUGGAAGCGGUCCGUGCAAAAACUGAUAUACUGAAAAAACGACGUAUGAUGUGGUUUGAAAAAUUUCUUUGGUUUGUCAGCUCGGAAAAUUAUUUGGUAAUCGGAGGUCGUGAUGCUCAGCAAAAUGAAUUGCUAGUGAAAAGGUAUCUUCGGCCAGGUGAUGUUUAUGUUCAUGCGGAUCUUCGUGGUGCCUCAUCAGUUGUUAUACGUAACAAAAUGGGUGGUGGAGAGAUACCACCAAAAACACUGAAUGAAGCUGGCACAAUGGCUGUCUGUUAUUCCUCAGCAUGGGAAGCAAAAGUAUCUGAUCGCGCGUGGUGGGUUUCGAGGACAACACCAACUGGUGAAUAUUUGACUGCUGGAAGUUUCAUGAUACGUGGAAAAAAGAACUUUUUGCCCCUCUGUCAACUGCAAAUGGGAUUCGGCGUUAUGUUCAAGCUGGAUGAUGAUUCUCUGGAACGGCAUGUUGAGGAGCGGAAAGUUUCGAUUGCGCAUACUGAGGAGGACGAAUCAGGAGCUGUGGGGUCCCGAAGUGACGAUGAUGUCUCUGUGCACGGAAGCGAAAACGAAGAAAGCGACGAGAAGGAUUCCGAUGACGGGAACUAUGAUUUCCCAGACAUUCAGGUUAAAAAGGCUUUGAAUCCGGUUAGCUUAAGCAAUAUUGUGCAGCAUGUGAAAGGCACUGGUGCAGACGAAGACUAUACGAUAAUUCAAGUAGGCCCAUCGGCGCCUCAAAGGCCUACAGUAAAAGCAGCAGAUGACGAUACAAGGAGCGCGGAGCAGAUGAAAAAAGACGAGGAAACGAAAGACGGUGAUGGUGGUGGAAAAGAGGAUGAGGAAGAUGUACUGGAAGAGGCAGAUACAGCAAUGAUGGAUGCCGAGGAAACCAGGAUGCUGAACUCGCUAACAUGGAGGCCAUUUGACGAAGAUGUGCUUUUAUACGCGCUAGUUGUAGUGGCUCCCUAUCAGACGAUGCACAAUUUCAAGUAUAAAGUAAAGCUGACUCCAGGAACCGGCAAACGUGGAAAGGCUGCAAAAAGCGCUAUUGCUUUGUUCCAGCGUGAUAAAUCGGCGACUGCUCAUGAAUUGAGUUUGCUGAAAGUGCUUGCAAGUAAUGACCAAAUCGCGAGAAACAUUCCUGGAAAAGUUCGAAUCUCUGCGCCACAGCUGAAUAAAAAAUAA
Molecule: messenger RNA, 1326 nt
Organism: Gongylonema pulchrum
Lineage: Eukaryota; Metazoa; Nematoda; Chromadorea; Rhabditida; Gongylonematidae
Source: the annotation of a GenBank genome assembly